GGGCGGGGCCCAGGUCGGCGGGGAGGGGGUCAGCUCUGCGGCGGCGCGCGCACACCCUCCCGGCUCACACGCCCUUGCCCGGCCGUGCACUUGUCUUCGCGCUCGGGCCGGGCGCUGGGGCUCCGGCGGCGGCGGCCGUCCCCGGCCGGUCAAAGAGAGAAGAAAGGCAGCUCAGCCCCCUGCCAGCCAAGUGGUAAUCCAGCAGGACUGAAAGGGACAGGCCCUUUGGUGGUGGCUCAUCAGGGAGACCCCUGCACACCAGGGUCAGCGCAGGAGUCCAGUCACUGAGCCAUGCUGGGCCCCGGGUGGCCUACAGUGAGCCCAACCCCGGCACCCACAUAGUCAUGAACAGCCACAGCCACAAUGGCUGUGGGGGGCGGCCGCUGGGCAGUGGGCUAGGUGCCUUGGGCAGAGACCCUUCAGAGCCCGAGGCCAGCCACCCCCCCCAGCCCCCACCUGGCCCAGGCCUCCAGGUGGUGGUGGCCAAGAGCGAGCCAGCCCGGCCUUCACCUGGCAGUCCCCGGGGGCAGCCCCAGGACCAGGAAGAAGAAGAAGAUGAUGAAGAGGAUGAGGCAGGCAGGAGGAGGGACUCAGGGAAGACCCCAAAUGUGGGCCACCGCCUGGGCCAUCGGCGGGCACUCUUUGAGAAGCGGAAGCGCCUCAGCGACUAUGCCCUCAUCUUCGGCAUGUUCGGCAUUGUUGUGAUGGUGACCGAGACGGAGCUAUCCUGGGGGGUCUACACCAAGGAGUCCCUGUACUCAUUUGCACUCAAAUGCCUCAUCAGCCUCUCUACAGUCAUCCUGCUGGGCCUGGUCAUCCUCUACCACGCCCGGGAGAUCCAGCUGUUCAUGGUGGACAACGGGGCGGAUGACUGGCGCAUCGCCAUGACGUGCGAGCGCGUGUUCCUCAUCUCUCUGGAGCUAGCCGUGUGCGCCAUCCACCCGGUGCCCGGCCACUACCGCUUCACGUGGACGGCCCGCCUGGCCUUCACAUACGCGCCGUCGGCAGCCGAGGCCGACGUGGACGUGCUGCUGUCCGUCCCCAUGUUCCUGCGCCUCUACCUGUUGGGCCGCGUCAUGCUGCUGCACAGCAAGAUAUUCACGGACGCUUCCAGCCGCAGCAUCGGCGCGCUCAACAAGAUCACCUUCAACACGCGCUUCGUCAUGAAGACGCUCAUGACCAUCUGCCCCGGCACCGUGCUGCUCGUCUUCAGCAUCUCCUCCUGGAUCAUCGCUGCCUGGACUGUGCGAGUCUGUGAGAGGGAAAACAUGUACCACGACAAGCAGGAAGUGACCAGCAACUUUUUGGGGGCCAUGUGGCUCAUCUCCAUCACCUUCCUCUCCAUCGGCUAUGGUGACAUGGUGCCCCACACCUACUGCGGGAAGGGCGUGUGUCUGCUCACUGGCAUCAUGGGGGCCGGCUGCACAGCACUCGUGGUGGCCGUGGUGGCCCGGAAACUGGAGCUCACCAAGGCAGAGAAACAUGUGCACAACUUCAUGAUGGACACUCAGCUCACCAAGCGGGUAAAAAAUGCCGCUGCUAACGUUCUCAGGGAGACGUGGCUCAUCUACAAACACACCAGGCUGGUAAAGAAGCCAGACCACGCCCGGGUUCGGAAACACCAGCGUAAGUUCCUCCAAGCCAUCCAUCAAGCUCAGAAGCUCCGGAGUGUGAAGAUUGAGCAGGGGAAGCUGAAUGACCAGGCCAACACGCUCGCCGACCUGGCCAAGGCAUAUCUACAUAGAGGCUUUAAAAUUGGAGAGAAAACAAGAUUCUUUUUGGAUAUAUGGAUACAAAUUCAAAUGAUAGCAUUAGCAGAAAGCUUAUUUGUGCAGCAGUUAAAUAUCUUUCAGGAAAUUAAAGUUGGCUGCAGGAGCUCUCUAAGACCAGUUUCUGGAAUCUCUCUGUUGGUUUCAUUGUCAAGCCCGACCCUGUUCCCCGCUUUUUAUUCAUCCACUACAAGAUGGGACAGGUGACCCAUCUUUAGCCAGGCAAGCUCUUAGAAUAUCUGCCACGUGAUUCUGAGCUCCCUUCUGAGCAGCAGCAAACCUUUCACGAAUGGUUCACAUGUGAACUCGGCUCACUGGCUCCAACCCAUAAUCAGUUAAUUAGUCUGAGGUUAAUUUAAUAUUAUCUUUGGAAGAUGUUAAGUCCUAUUCUCCUUCUUAUACCCAGAGCGUUUUGGACUCAUUCUCUUCAUCAUUAUCAAGAGAAUGCAGUGUGAUAUUAACCUACAUAUAUUUAAUUUGGAAAGAAACAUUAUAGAUAGGGGGAAAAAAAAACCAUAUUGUAGAGCCCUGAAGAAAUCACUUGGUGGUAGCAAGAACAUAAUCCUAAGAGCAUACAGAAACCCUUGCCAAACUAAUUUGAUGUCCUAUGAGAUUAUAGCUAGAAAUACAUACGAAAUGCCUUUGAAAAGCUCAGGUACUAGUUAUUAUAAUUGGGAUUAUCCAUAUCGCACUUCCUUCCAUUAGUAUAGAUGAUUGAAGUUUGAAUUUUUCAGAGUUAUUUAAACCUCUCAAUCAUGGUAGUAUAGUCCUCUCCGUACAUUUAACAAAGCCUCCUUUGAAGUAAGGCUUUAAUUGGAUGGGAUUAUAGGGUUCCUAAUUUUUAAAAUUUAAUAAGGUUAAAAUGUUUUCCAGUAUUAAACUUUAAUGCGCUCCUACCCAACGUCGCUGAUUUAAUUUGUGUAUCUCUGACAAAAGUAAAACGCAUAUUCUACGUUUUGAAGAAUUUAAACCUCAGGCCAGAAAAAAAUCAUCAGAGACCAGGUGCCUUCAGAUGUUCCCCUAGGCCCUGGGGACUGUGGUGCCCUGAUGCAGGCCAGGGUGAGGGUCAAGUGACCCUAAGAGGGGACCCGGGAAGACCUACCGAGGCUCAGGCACGGAGGCUGGAAGGCAGAGGCUAGCGGUAGAAGGCGGAAGGCAGCAAGGCGCCGCGCUAGGUGCCUCAUCUUGUCCCCCUGCUGGGCAGCGGGAGGCUGGGGGCUCUUUUCCCCUCAGCACCAAUCCUCCCACUCAGUGCUGCCUGCCUGGGGGUCCGGUGGACACCCCACUGAGGUUAGAGAUGAGGAACAGUGUUCUGUCGCCGUCUGGUGGCGAGAGCGGCGCUGCGCCCAGGUCUGAGUGGCCGCCUCCCCUCCGGGGUCCAACUGGACGUUGGCAGAACCGGCUCCUGCUUGUUGGCUUGUGGGGAGCAGGCGAGGCGGUGGGGAUACCUCAUCGCCUGUACGACUGUUACAGUCCUUGUUGUGGCUGCUGUGCUCCCCGAUCUGUGAUUGGGUCAGAUCCUUGGACUGGUCACUGCCCCCCUGCCCUGCCCCACCCUGCCGCUGACCCUUGUCCCUCCCCAGUCUAAUGUGGGGUGCGGGAGGGACGGUGGUUUACAACUGGGCCUCCUCCCCCUCGACCAUGUUCCCAGCCUGGAGCAGCGUGAGCCCAGAACCGGCAUGCCUUCCCCCAUCCCGGGACCACCCCAACCUUCCCCAGGCCUGGGGGUCCCCAGCCUGGCAUUCAAGACCUGUCUCUCCUCUCGCCCAUUCCCUGCGGUACAGCGAGAGACCUGUGGGGCAGGGGUGUC
This is a messenger RNA of Canis lupus familiaris (dog), 3579 nucleotides long. RefSeq names its product potassium calcium-activated channel subfamily N member 1 (gene KCNN1). Gene Ontology annotation, cellular component: plasma membrane; neuron projection; neuronal cell body. Lineage: Eukaryota; Metazoa; Chordata; Mammalia; Carnivora; Canidae. The record is from RefSeq and is a predicted model, not a curated record. Gene Ontology annotation, molecular function: calmodulin binding; small conductance calcium-activated potassium channel activity. Gene Ontology annotation, biological process: potassium ion transmembrane transport. The transcript is spliced from 12 exons. The coding region runs from base 345 to 1976 and encodes 543 amino acids.